Molecule: messenger RNA, 2108 nt
Organism: Engraulis encrasicolus (European anchovy)
Lineage: Eukaryota; Metazoa; Chordata; Actinopteri; Clupeiformes; Engraulidae
Gene: pdia2
Product: protein disulfide isomerase family A, member 2
Exons: 12
Coding region: 213-1874 (553 amino acids)
Biological process (GO): protein folding; response to endoplasmic reticulum stress
Cellular component (GO): endoplasmic reticulum
Molecular function (GO): protein disulfide isomerase activity
Source: RefSeq, a predicted model, not a curated record
GCGGGCACACACACACACACACGCUCGGCCUCUCUCUCUCUCUCCGUCUGUGUCUUAGUCCUGUCUGUCUAAUACAGACACACUCGGAUACACACACACUUGCACUCGGUCUCUGUAUCUGUCUUAUACAGACAUACUUCGACACACACAUAGACUCACCCUCGGUCUCUUUCUCUCUCACACACACACACACUCACACGCUUUUCAGCACCAUGCGGCCUCUUCGCGUUCUGGUCGUAGCUUUACUACUGUUAGGCCUCGCUGCCUCCUUCACACACGCAGACGAGGCCGAGGAGCAGGGGCCAGGAGGAGAAGAGGAGGAUGCAGGGGAGGUGAAGGAGGAGGAGGAGGAGGUGAAGAAGGAGAAGACGGAGGAGAUCGAGGAGGAGAAGGACGUGAUGGUGCUCCACAUCAACAACUUCAACCGGGCGCUCAAGGAGAAUAAACACCUGCUCGUGGAGUUCUAUGCGCCGUGGUGUGGCCACUGCAAGCGUCUGGAUCCCAUCUGGGCCGAGGCAGCCGGAAAACUGAAGGAAGGAAAACUGCCAGGGGCGGCACUAGCUAAGGUGGAUGUCAUUGACGAGAAAGAGCUCGGGGAGGAGUUUGAGAUCCAGAGUUUCCCCACCAUCAAGUUCUUUAGCAACGGAGAACGCAGCAACCCUGCCUCAUACACAGGAAAGAGGACAACAGAGGGUAUUCUGCAGUGGCUGGAGAGGAGAAUGGGGCCCAGUGCCACCACCAUUUCCACCACAGAGGGCGCCAAGGAGUUCAUCAACGCUAAUAAUGUUUCAGUGGUGGGCUUCUUCAAGUCUCUUGAGGCAGAUGCAGUGAAGGUGUUCAAUGAGGUUGCCAUGGAUGUGAUCGAUAUGAACUUCGCCGUGGUGAGCAGCCCUGACGUCUUCAAACACUUUGGUCUGGAGGCGGACACAGUAGUGCUCUUCAAAAACUUUGACGACAAGAGAGCUGAUCUGCCCGUUCCGGAGAAGUUGGAGAAAGAUGAUGUGGUCGCCUUCAUCAGUAACAAUGCAAUGCCAUUAGUCAUACCCUUCAGCGAAGAGAAUGCUGAGAAGAUCUUUGGCUCCAAGAUUCAUAACCACCUGCUGCUCUUCAUCAACUCCACCGUGCCGGCCCAGAGUGCAUUGCUGGAAGACUACAAGGCCACCGCCAGCUCCUUCAAGGGCAAGGUCCUCUUCAUCCUUAUUGAUACCAACGGGGCAUCUGUGUCUCACGUCCUGAACUAUUUCGGCAUAUCGGAGAGUGACGUCCCCACGGUGCGGCUCAUCGACACGGACACGGUGAAGAAAUACGCACCACCACACGGGGGCGCCAUCAACAAGCAAACGAUUCAGGAGCUCUGCCAAGGAGUACUGGACGGCACUCUCAAGCCUCAUAUGAUGAGCCAGGAGAUUCCGGAGGACUGGGACCAGAAGCCCGUUAAGGUUCUAGUGGGCAAGAACUUCGAAUCCGUCGCCUUUGACGAGACUAAGAACGUCUUUGUGGAAUUCUACGCCCCGUGGUGCGGUCACUGUAAGGAGUUGACUCCUAUUUGGGAGAAGCUGGCGGAGAAGUAUAAGGAUCGCGAUGACAUCAUCGUCGCCAACAUGGACUCCACAGCCAAUGAGGUGGAGGCAGUGAAGGUGUCGGGGUUCCCCACUCUCAAGUACUUUCCUGCAGGGGCUGACAAGAAGAUCGUAGACUACACAGGUAAGAGGGAUCUGGAGACUCUCUCCAAGUUCCUGGACAACGGGGGAGUUCUACCUGAGGAACCAGCGGAGGAGGAUGAGGAUGAUGAUGACGACGAAGACGAUGAUGAUGACGAGGAGGUCACAGAAGAAACUGAUAAGACAACCAACACAACCAAGGAUGAGCUGUAAACACAUACACACACAUGCACACACGUUGUCACACACGUACACCCGCACACACAUCUGAAGGCAUGCGCGCACACUCUCUCUCACACACACACACACACGCACGCACGCACGCACGCACACACGCAAACACACACGCACGCUCUCUCACACACGCACACACACACACAUACCCUCACACACAGGUUCACACAUGCUCUCUCACACACAGAAAUGCUGUGAUGUUUGUAUUUUCAC